AUGAAGGAAACGGCAAUAGUUCUGCCGACUUCUUUGACUGAAGAAGAGAAAGCGUUGAAAGUGAUGUUUGAAAAGCUACGUGCAAUUCGAAAAGCAUUAUUAGUUGCGACAGGUGUUCAUAAGAGUGUUGCCAAUGAUACAGCAAAAAUUGAACGUAAAACUGCAAAAAGAAGCUUGCAAGAAGCUGAAGAGGCUACUGAGGAAGUUAAGAGAAAAGUUAUGUCGGGAGCGAUUAAUCUUGCAAAAUUAGAUGAAAAAAUUACAUUUAAACGUUCGAAAAUUGAGAAACGCAGGGAUAGUGGAAAACUAAAAUCCGAUGCUGAUUCGACACAUAUUAAUGAAACUCCAGCUGUCGAUGGUUUUGACACAUAUAAUUCAAGCGGUGAUGGUUUUGAUAAUUAUACUGCAGGUGAUGAUGGCUUUGAUAACUAUAAUAGUGGCAGUUUGGACAAUCACGCUUCUACAAAGCCAGUUCCGUGUAAUAUGGAAAAUCGAGGACCGACGUUGUAUAUACGAGGCUAUGAUCUUGUAGCUGAUACUUUGAAGAAAGCCUUCAGUGAAUUCGGGAAUGUGAUGUGGGUUAAUGUGGAAGAAUGUCAAAGGACGGCUUUUGUAACGUUAGGAAGUGCUGAGGAGGCUGAAAAAGCAAUUGAAGAGAUGGAUGGUUAUAUGGUUAAUGGAAUAACUUUACGAGUCUCCUUUGCUCGACGCCAAAAUCAACGCGGCCCUAUGAAACGUGAUGGCGGUCGUCAGCAAUAUGCCAACCACAAUAAACAACAAGAAACGGUCGAUUUGGCAAAUUUAUAUGGUUCAACCCCGUCUGAAUUAUAUGGUUCAACAUCGGCUGACUCGCUUUAUUCGACCCCUGCAGACUCGAAAGAGGAUGAUGGAUUUGCCACAUAUCAACCAUUCGAGAUGAAUGCUUCUGCUAAUGAUGGAUCUGAUGCACAAGAUUCGCAGAAUGAAGUUGAUAUUGCUAAUGAUGGUUUCGAUACUUAUACACCAUUUGGAAAUGAAGAUGUUGACAAGUCCCAUGAUACCAAAACAUAUGAAGAAAAUUCUUUCGAUAAUUAUAAGCCUUCAAAUGAAUCAAAUGAUGAUGGCUUUGAUAAUUAUCAGGCAACAAAAAAUGAUGGUGAUUCGGGCUUUGACAACUAUCAAACAUCACAAUCACAGACUGAUCAAAAUCAAAAUCAAAGCGUAUCACAUCAAAGUCGCGAUGAUGAUGGUGUUAGAGGUCCCGCAUUGUAUCUUCGUGGGCGUGAUUUGGAUGAAAAUUCACUGAGAAUUCUUUUUGAAAAAUUCGGCAGAAUAGUGAAAAUGCGAGUUGAGGAACAUAAAAGUUAUGUUGUAUCAUGCUUUUAA
Messenger RNA from Dracunculus medinensis (Guinea worm), 1365 nucleotides. The record is from the annotation of a GenBank genome assembly. NCBI's taxonomy places the organism in Eukaryota, Metazoa, Nematoda, Chromadorea, Rhabditida, Dracunculidae.